GUGCACACCCCUCUCCUCCAUGUAGAGCUGUCACCUGUGACCACACCACAAUGGUUCAUGUCCUCCUGAGCAGGUGCACCUCCUGAGUCUUCCCGCCGUCUCUCUCAGUCACAAUCACGGAUCCCGCCACUAUGAUCACCGUGUUCUUUACCGCCCUCCCGGGGCUGCUGCUUCUCCCGCUGCUCAUCAGCUUCAUCUUCCCGUACAUCUUCCAGGACAUCGCCCACUUCAUCACUGUGGUGCGCUACGGCAUCAGGAAUAGGAAGCACGUGAGGAAGACCCCGGCACACACAGUGGUGGACAUCUUCCUGGAGCAGGUGGACAAGUCCCCGGAUAAGCCGCUCAUCAUCUACCAGGAGGAGGUAUACACUUACUCCGAGAUAGACCGGCUCAGCAACCAGGCAGCCCGGGCUCUGCGCAAACAUGCGGGGGUCAAGUCCGGGGACUGUGUGGCCAUCUACAUGAGCAAUUCCCCUGCUUACAUCUGGAUCUGGCUGGGGGUGGCGAAACUCGGCUGUGCACUGUCCUGCCUGAAUAGUAACAUCAGGUCCCAGUCAUUCCUGCAUUGCUUCAGGUCCAGCGGGGCCAAGAUCAUCCUAGCAGAGCCAGAACUCAAGGAUGCCAUAGAUGAAAUCAUGCCAGAGCUCCGGAAUGAAAACGCCAGAGUUUUCUAUGUAACUGAAACACCUGUCAGUGAAGGAACAGAAACAUUCCUCGACAAAGUCAAAGCGGCUUCCUGCGACUCUGUUCCAAAAUCCUUGAGGUCAUUUGUUGGGGGGAAAACACUUGCAAUGUACAUUUACACAUCUGGAACCACAGGACUUCCAAAAGCAGCGAUUAUAAAUCACCAGCGCAUCCUCAUGGCUUGUGGACUGUUUGAACUUUGCCACGUCCGGCCAAGAGACAUUGUGUAUAUCACUCUCCCACUUUACCACAGCUCAGCGUUAUUGAUUGGAGUCCAUGGCUCUAUCCUUAAAGGUGCUACUAUAGUGUUGCGCAAGAAGUUUUCAGCCAGCCAGUUUUGGGAUGAUUGCAGAAAAUACAAUGUGACUGUCAUCCAAUACAUUGGGGAAGUGCUACGAUACCUCUGUAACAUGCCAAAGACAGAUGAUGAUGCCUCGCAUAAUGUCCGGAUGGCUAUUGGUAAUGGUCUGCGGACUGAUGUAUGGAGUGAGUUUCUGAGAAGAUUUGGUGACGUUCAAAUGUAUGAGUUUUAUGCAGCUACUGAAGGAAAUGUUCUCUUCUUGAACUACACCAACACAGUUGGUGCUGUGGGAAGAGUAAAUUCAUUCUACAAGAAAGUAUUACCAUAUGAAUUUAUCAAAUAUGAUAUUGAAAAUGAUGAGGCUGUGAAAGAUGCCAAGGGACGUUGUAUCAAAGCAAAGAAGGGUCAGCCUGGACUUCUUAUCAGCAAGAUCACAAACCUUUCUCCCUUUGGUGGCUAUGCUGGAGAUAAGUCUCAUACAGAAAAGAAGAUCUUGAGGGAUGUGUUCCGGAAAGGAGACAUGUAUUUUAAUACUGGGGAUAUUUUAAUGGUGGAUCAGCAAAAAUUUGUCUAUUUCCAUGACCGAGUGGGAGACACUUUCAGGUGGAAAGGAGAAAACGUUGCUACAACAGAGGUUGCUGAUAUCCUGGGUCUCAUGACUUUCAUUGAAGAAGUGAAUGUGUAUGGGGUCUCCAUUCCAAAUCAUGAAGGCAGAAUAGGAAUGGCCACUCUCAAGCUGAGACAGUAUGAGCAUUUUGAUGGUAGAAAGUUAUUUGCUCAUGUCCGAGACUUUCUCCCAAACUAUGCAAGACCGCGCUUCAUCCGGAUUCAGAAAGAACUAGAGAUCACAGGAACCUUUAAGCAACGCAAAGUGGAGCUGGUAAAACAAGGAUUCGAUCCGGCUAAUAUUCAUGAUCCCCUGUAUUUUCUGGACGAGAGAGAGAAGAAAUAUGUCCCCAUGACCCAGACUAUUUAUGAAGAUAUAAAAAAUAAAAAACUCAAACUGUGAGACUAUGAACAACUGGAAAGCUUUGGUUACUCUGGGUGUUAACACUGUGGUUAGAUAACUUAAUAUGCAAAAAGAGACUGGUAAUGUAAGGAUAUAUUUGUACUUUAAGAGGGUUUCUUAGUAACAACAUUAACUCCAUCAGGACCAUAUUUAGAGCCCCACAGGGGCCAAUUUGUGAGCUGUGACCCUCUGAACUGGUUACAAAAAUAAACAACAUGAGCGGAGUGUGUUGUAAUACAGCUGCAAUACUCAGCACUGCUCAUUUAGAGCAAUAUCUGUAACACAUUACAAAAUAUGAUCCUGCUUGCCCUUUAAAAGAAAGCUAGAGAAACAAAGACAAGAUGACAUUAUGGUCUAAUGUUAUGGAAUAAACGUGUGCAGGAAUGACAUGACUGAUGUCUAUAUGUGUGUUCUAUGCAGGCUGGUUAUUUGCCAUAAUUUCAGGAUAGCGCCCCCUUGACCCCAUCCUGAAAUCAUGAAAUCAAAAUAAAUCAAAAAGUAGGUUUAAAGGGUACCUCUCAUCAAAAAAACGUUUGAUAUAUUAUAGAUUAA
This is a messenger RNA of Hyla sarda, 2546 nucleotides long. It is a transcript of the gene SLC27A2, whose product is annotated as solute carrier family 27 member 2. Gene Ontology annotation, molecular function: long-chain fatty acid-CoA ligase activity; long-chain fatty acid transmembrane transporter activity. The record is from RefSeq and is a predicted model, not a curated record. Gene Ontology annotation, cellular component: endoplasmic reticulum. Bases 132 to 1994 code for a protein of 620 amino acids. Lineage: Eukaryota; Metazoa; Chordata; Amphibia; Anura; Hylidae. The transcript is spliced from 10 exons.